UCGACUGUUCCCAAUACCUCCGGGACUUACAGCUUCAUUUUCCUGUCCCCUCCAGACUGAAACCAGCCCCUUAAGCUCCUACUCAGCACUCGUGUUUGGCCCCUGUUUCCCUUUCAUUUCUCUGGUAUCACCGUCUUCCCAGCACUGGCCUGCCCACCCUCUCAGGGAGGUGCCUCAUGGCAGCCCGCCCCUCCGGCCUGGUUUCCUCAGGAAAAGCCUUGGGAGGAAAUGGAGGGGGUUGGGAGCUGUGAGGGCCAGGCUAACUCAAACCCUCUCACUGCACUGGCCGCCAUGGUGCUGAGGCUGCUGCUCCCACUGCUACUGCUCUGGACUCAGAGGACCCAGGGAUCUGAGCUGGACCCUAAUGGGCAGCAUGUCUGCAUGGCCAACAGCCCCUCUACUGAGCUCCAGUGCUGCCCAGGCUGGAGGCAGAAAGAUCAAGAAUGCACCAUUCCCAUUUGUGAGGGGCCCGAUGCCUGCCGGGAAGAUGAAGUAUGCGUGAAACCAGGCUUCUGUCGAUGCAAACCUGGAUUCUUCGGGGCCCAAUGCAACUCCCGCUGCCCAGACCAGUACUGGGGCCCCGACUGCCGUGAGAGCUGCGCCUGCCACCCCCAUGGCCAGUGCGAGCCAGACACUGGCCUGUGCCACUGCCAAGCCGACCGCUGGGGCCGCCGCUGUGAGUUCGAGUGCGCUUGCAGCCCUCACGGGCGCUGCGACCCGAAGACCGGCGCGUGCCACUGCAAGCCGGGGUGGUGGUCGGCCAAGUGCGACCACCGAUGCCAGUGCAACUCGGUGGCGAAGCGCUGUGAGCAAGCCACGGGCAAAUGCCUGUGCGAAGAGGGCUGGUGGGGCCAUCGCUGCAGCUUCCACUGCAACUGCCACGGCUCGCCAACUUCUCUUCCCAGGUGUGGCCACUGCAAGAACAAGCCGUGUUCUGCGGACACAGGCAGCUGUGAGUCCUGUGAGCCAGGCUGGAAUGGGACUCAGUGCGACCAGCCCUGCCCACCUGGCACUUUUGGCGAGAGCUGUGGGCAGCAGUGUCCCCACUGCAGGUUUGGGGAGGCCUGUCAGCCAGACACUGGGCACUGUCAGAGCUGUGAACCUGGCUGGCUGGGGCCCAGGUGUGAAGACCCCUGCCCAAGUGGCACCUUUGGGGAGGGCUGUGGCUCAACCUGCCCCACCUGUGUUCAGGGGGCUUGUGAUGCUGUGACUGGGGAAUGUAUCUGCAACGCUGGCUACUGGGGACCCAGCUGCAACACUUCAUGCCCAUCUGGCUUCCAUGGAAGCAACUGCUCUGUUCCCUGUGAAUGCCCAGAAGGACCCUGUCACCCUGUCUCUGGAGCCUGCCAGCUGGGGUCUCACAGCCAGGAGGCCGCCCUCAUUGCCGGCAUCCUUGUGCCUCUGCUGCUGCUCCUCCUGGGCAUUGCCUGCUGUGCCUGCUACUGUUGGGCCGCCCGGUUGGAUCCCAAGGACAGGCCAGCGAGAGAUGGAUCUGCUGUGUCCAGGGUGAAGUUCCGGGUCUGGGAGGCACUGAGCAGCCCGAGCUCUGUGCUCCUCUGCAGUUCCCUCAGCAGCCACAAGCUUCCCUGGGUGACAGUCUCCCACCACGACCCGGAGAUCCCCUUCAACCACAGCUUCAUUGAGCCAUCCUCUGCCGGCUGGGCCUCGGACGACUCCUUCUCUUCUGAUUCCGCGUCUGGAGAAGAAGAUGAGGGUCCUGCCUACUGUGUGCCACCCAAAGAAGGCAUGGUCCCUGUGACCCAGGUGGAGUCGCCAGAGGCCAGCCUGGUUGGAGGUCCCUUCGCUCCCCCUGAGGAUGCCUCCACACCAUUCGCCAUCCCACGCACUUCCAGCCUAGCACGGGCCAAGAGACCAUCAGUCUCCUUUGCCGAAGGUACCAAGUUUGCACCGCAGAGUCUCCGGAGCUCAGGGGAGCUGUCCAGCCCGCUCCGAAAGCCCAAGCGGCUCUCCCGAGGGGCCCAGCCAGGUCCUGAAAACCAGGAGGCUGAGGAGUCCACAGGCUCUGAGCAAUCAGAAAAGGACAAGGCCCCUCCUGGGGCACCCAGCCCCAGGGAUUCAGCCGUUGGCCACCGCCGGCUCCCAGUUGGUGGCCGGACAGUGGCUGAGCGUGUGGAAGCCAUUGAAGGCAGUGUCCAGAAGAGCUCAGUCUCCGUAACCACAAUCUACAUGCUGGCAGGGACACCCCGGGAAUCCGAGGGCCCAGUCCGGUCUGUCCUCCGCCGUUUUGGUAGCUUCCAGAAGGGCCAGACAGAGCCCAAGGUCAAGAGUGCCAUCGUCAAGACUCCACAUCGGGCACUGAGUCGGAAAAAGGGCAGCUCUGGGCUGGCGUCUGGCUCUGCCAGUCAGAGCCCUGGCUCAGCCCCGAAUGAGGAGCUCACUGGGGCCUUGCAGCCUGCAGGAACUGGGCCAGAGGAAGUGGCCAGUGGGAUGAGGGGUGGCAUCAAGAGCUCAGGGAGGGUCCAGAAGCUGGCCCCCAGUGACCCCCCAGAACAGGAACCCCAGAAGCUGGCUGAUGACGAAGGGCAGGAGGAGCCCCAGUAUGAGAAUGUUGCACCCAUCUCUGGGCCACCAGAGCCUUGAGGACCAUAAAUUUGGGGAGUGGGAAGACUAUAGAUGGGGGGUAGGCAUCUGAACUGCCCCUGCAUCAGAUUGUAUUUUGUGCUGGGAAAAGGUCCCAGGGCCAGGAAAGACCGACCAGUACCUCUGCCUUUCCAUGGGGAAACAUCCGAGGUAGAAGCCAGUUGGCUCUGGGCCCUGGCAGUGUGCCAGGGAUGGUCUGGAAAACCUGGGCAGAGACGCCAUGGGAUGGGGUCAGGAAGGGAACGAGAUGGCUGCAGGGACUUUUUUCUGUUGUCCUGGACUUUAUUUGCCGCACAAGCCUAUUCUUUCCUUCAUUUGCAAAAUAUUUGUCUGAAAUGGGAAACAACCUAAAUGUUUGAUGAGAAAAAAAUUGGUUAAAGAAAAAAAUUUUUUAAUAAUAGGUUCCUAAACAACCACAAAAAUUAUGUUGUGUAAGAAUAUUCAAUAUGAGAGAUAUGAGAGAAUGUUCAUGCUAUACUGUUAAGUAUAAAACUAAGUUUUCUUUUUAUAAAUUUCAUUUCUUUUUGCCUCAGGAUACAUGUUUAGAAUUCUUCCAUUUACGUAUAUUUUGUGAUUAUUUUACAAACAUUCUCUUAAAGGAUGUAUGUGCAUAAAGAUUCGAGGGAAAGACAUCAAAUGGCAUUUUUCUCUGGGAGAUGAGAUGAUCUUUAUCUUCUUUUUCAUUUAUUUUUUAACACUUAAAAAAAUUGAUUUUAGAGAGAUGGAGGGGGAGAGAGAGAA
Molecule: messenger RNA, 3342 nt
Organism: Miniopterus natalensis
Lineage: Eukaryota; Metazoa; Chordata; Mammalia; Chiroptera; Miniopteridae
Source: RefSeq, a predicted model, not a curated record